GCAGAGCCACCCAUCAAAUCCGCUCUACAAUGGACGUAAUAUUCAAAAGAAACGUAUUUUCCUAACUUAAUCGUGUUUUUCUUGCAUUUUUUUAAACUUUACGUUGCAGUGCGAAGAAGCGGUCAUUUUAAUUGUGCACUUUAGUAAUAAUAAUAAUCAUUAUUUCGGCUAACAUAAACUCAGAUUGCUCAGCUGGUCUUGUAGCCAGCUGAACUCUUAGUGUUUUUUCAUUCUUCAAGGCCUUUACCAUUACUAUAUCUGGACCCUUUCAGCUUUUAAAGUGCUCGGCUGUUUGUCUUUUUUUUGCCACCCUGUUUCACUGCUUUCGCUCUGGUCUCCUCCAGUGUUUGAUAUUCUGGACCGGAUUGGGUCACCACUUGUCACAGUGCCAUGGCUGACAGCAGCAUAGUUACUUUAGGGAUGGGCCGCAGCUUGGUGGACUCCUCCAUAUAUGACUCCAGGAUGGCAGAGACCACUAAGGAACAAUUUUUCAUGGGUCUCCACACAGAGGAGACAGAGGAUGUAUUACCCAGAGUUGAGACCAGGGUGGUGUUGGUAGGGGAGGCCGGCAACUGCGCAGAACUUGAGAAAGCUCUACAGGCCAUCACAAUAAUGGAAGUCCCGGUGGUAAAGAUUAAAGAAGGCCAGCCGGGCACGGAGGCACGCGAGAAAUUGAUAAAAUCUAUAGUCAAUAUGGAUAUAAACACCCCCUGUAUCAAGACUGACAAUGUCAGAGAUUUUGGCGAUGGAGAAAAUUGUGAGUUUGAGACGGUUUUUGUACUAAAAGACUUCCAGGCUCCAGAAUGCAGCUUCCUGUACAAAAACGACAGUCGUAUCCUUGGGCCUUCAGCGGUUAUGUACUGCGCCAGCAAGGGAGAGCCUCUGCCGUUCUCCUCCAGGCCUCUGUACUCUAUGACCAUGCUGAACUUGUCUCUCUGCUUCACUGGUUUCCGUAAAAAGGAUGAAGUGGUGAACCUGGUCAAUUUAGUCCAUCACAUGGGCGGCACUAUCCGAAAAGACUUUGACAGCGCUAAAGUCACACACCUCAUUGCCCAUUCGACACACGGUGAAAAAUACAGGUUGGCAGUGUGCAUGGGCACACCCAUCCUCACCGCUGAGUGGAUACGGAAAGCAUGGGAGCACCGAGAUGACAUUAAUUUUCACGCAGGCAGUGAGGAGUUCCGCACAGAGUUUAAAGUCCCUCCGUUCCAGGACUGUGUGCUGAGCUUCCUGGGUUUCUCUGAGGAGGAAAAGACCAACAUGGAGGAGAGAACACAGAAACAUGGUGGUUGGUUCCAGGCAGUUGGUGAUGAAAGGUGCACACACUUGGUGGUUGAAGAGAAUUCCAUUAAGGAACUGCCCUUUACACCCUCCAAAAGAUUGUAUGUAGUGAAGCAGGAGUGGUUUUGGGGCAGUAUACAGAUGGAUGCCCGUGCUGGAGAAUCUAUGUAUUCUUAUGAAAAGUCGGAGAGCCCUGCGAUGAAGAAGGCCGUGUCUCUGCUGUCUCUCACGACACCCAACAGCUGCCGGAAACGUAGGCGUCUCAGAGAAACGUUGGCUCAACUCACUAAAGAAACAGAAAUUUCACCCUUCCCCCCACGCAAGAGACCUUCAGCAGAACACUCCCUCUCCAUGGGUUCCCUGCUGGACAUCUCCAACACUCCAGAUACCUGCAAAUCCAGUGGAGAAUGCAAGCACAGGAGGAGCAGCAGUAGGCAAAGGAGUAAAAGAGAGAGGGAGAGGAAGAGUAGUACAGAGAAUGAUUGGCAACUGCAGCGCACCAGCACUCCUGUAUGCAGCCAGGAAUACCAUACAGAGAAUGCCAGACCCCCCAAAAGCUCGACUCCCGCCCUGCCCAAGCAGUCAGCACGAUGGCAGGUCUCCAAGGAGCUCUACCAAACCGAGAGCAACUACGUUGAUAUCCUGGCCACAGUCCUGCAGCUCUUCAAAUACCCACUGGACAGAGAGGGCCAGGUGGGUGGCCCGAUCCUUGCUCAGGAAGAGAUCAAGACCAUCUUUGGCAGCAUUCCAGACAUCUAUGAAGUGCAUACUAGAAUAAAGGCGGAUCUUGAGCAGCUGGUGAUGAACUGGUCUGAAGAGAGGAGUGUUGGAGACAUUAUUUUGAAAUAUUCUAAAGAGCUGGUGAAGGCGUACCCACCAUUUGUCAACUUCUUUGAGAUGAGUAAAGAGACUAUAGUAAGAUGUGAGAGGCAGAAGCCAAGAUUUCACGCAUUCCUGAAGAUUAAUCAGGCUAAACCAGAGUGUGGCCGACAGACCCUCGUGGAGCUUUUGAUUCGUCCUGUGCAGAGACUGCCGAGUGUCGCUCUCCUACUGAAUGAUAUAAAGAAACAUACAUCGGAUGACAACCCAGACAAAGUGACUCUAGAAAAGGCCAUCGAGUCUCUCAAGGAAGUGAUGACGCACAUAAAUGAGGAUAAGAGGAAAACAGAGGGACAGAAGCAGAUCUUUGAUGUUGUUUAUGAAGUGGAUGGCUGCCCUGCCAAUUUGUUGUCGUCACAUCGGAGUCUGGUCCACAGGGUGGAAACCAUUGCUCUUGGAGACAAACCCUGUGACAAGGGGGAACACGUCACGCUCUUCCUCUUCAACGACUGUUUAGAGAUUGCCAGGAAGAGACACAAGGUGAUAACCACGUUCCGAAGUCCAUUGGGUCAGACGCGGCCGCCGGCCCAGCUCAAACACAUUGCUCUGAUGCCUCUGUCCCAGAUCAGGAGAGUUUUGGACAUUCAGGACACAGAGGAGUGUCAGAAUGCCUUCGCCCUGGUUGUACGUCCUCCUACGGAACAGGAAAACCUGUUAUUCAGCUUUCAGCUGACUGCCGAAGACACCCUUAAAUCUGCUUGGCUCAAGACCCUCUGUCGUCAAGUUGCCAACACAAUCUGCAGAGCCGAUGCGGAAGAUCUUAUUCAGAGCACUGAUCCUGACUCCGUCCAAGUGAGCACAAAGGACAUGGACAGCACGCUCAGCCGAGCAUCAAGGGCCAUCAAAAAAACAUCAAAGAAGGUCACCAGAGCUUUCUCCUUCACUAAGACCCCUAAGCGUGUGCUUCAGAGGGCAUUUUUGGCCAAUGGUACUCCAGAUGAGAAGAGUCCUGGCCUAGACCUUGAUCGCAUGGGGCGAAUGACAAGCAGUUCCACACUCGCUAUGUCUCGUUCUGCCUCUACAUUCAGUCUGACUGGUUCUAUUAAAAGUGCUGUGGUCCAGCGGUCAAACUCACUGGAUCACGCCCCGCGGACCAGGGUCCCGGUGUGUGUCCGCACAGCAUGUAGUCCAGAGAAGGGUAGUGAACCAGCACCUCCCAAGACCCAGUCCAGACUAUCCGUCCUCUCUCUCCCAGCGCCCCAAGCCGUAACUAAGCCCGGCCCACAGUGCAGAGAGCUGCUGGCAGCCCCAGAGCCGCAGCGCAGGUUCCCCGGUUCCCCACGGAAAGAGACCCUCCUUUAGGACUCUUGAAUGCAGUUCAUUCCCCGUCCAUGGUCAACCUGUCAUCUGCAUUUGAGAGGAAGUACCAUACCUUCAGCCGAUCCACAACUCACCUGAUCUGAACUUUUUGCUGCCUUGUUUCCUGCACUACAGUAUUGCAAUUAACUUCCACAAAAUCCGCCCCACGCCUCCACCACCAGGUUUAAUUUACAGAUUCAGAAGGGUUCUGUUUAACCUACCAAAUGAAGGAAGAUUUGUUGAUGUCAAUGUCUGUGCACAUUUAAUUAACAGAUAAAGAGACAUUAAUAACUGACAUUUUCUAUUAUGAUUAGAGGGGUAGACUUUUUGUCACUCAAUUAUUAACCACUGGAAGUAUUUCUUAAAGUUUUAUGAGGUAGGCCCAAAUCUAAGCUAAUCUAGUUUCCAGCUUUUAUAAAGCUAUAGACAUCUGUACUUUGCAUUUAGUGAAAAAGUGCAGAGAGCUGCCACACCAAGGUCUGACAUGGCCUUACAUUUUUGCAUACUUUUAGAAGUGAUUUUAAUUGAUUGUAAAAGGCAAAAGAGGGUGGUUGCACGCAGUUCUGCAUAUUUAUUCUCAAGAAUCACCUCUUUAUAUAGUUUAUGUAAAUCCUGUAUCUCUUCUCUGUCUAUGCUGCUCUCUCUAUUUAUGUGUAAAUAUUGUAUUUUUCCUCUCUGGGAUUGUGUCAUACUAAUAAUUGUUUGUCUUAUUUUGGUUGUAUCUUUGUAGUAUCUGCACUUAUGUCAACAAACAUUUAUUCAUGUGUAAAGUAAAGUUCAUUUUAUUUUAUUUUUUUCUGUAAAAGGUAUUGAUUUGAGGUCUGACUUGAACUGCAGAUUUGUUUGGAUUGAGCUUGAUGUAUGAUAUUGGUUUGACUACUUUUGAAGGUGACUUCAUUUAUUCUAUUUCAAUAAAAGAAG
This is a messenger RNA of Myxocyprinus asiaticus (Chinese sucker), 4380 nucleotides long. It is a transcript of the gene ect2, whose product is annotated as epithelial cell transforming 2. Gene Ontology annotation, molecular function: GTPase activator activity; guanyl-nucleotide exchange factor activity. The coding region runs from base 391 to 3462 and encodes 1023 amino acids. NCBI's taxonomy places the organism in Eukaryota, Metazoa, Chordata, Actinopteri, Cypriniformes, Catostomidae. Gene Ontology annotation, biological process: mitotic cytokinesis; activation of GTPase activity; intracellular signal transduction. The record is from RefSeq and is a predicted model, not a curated record. The transcript is spliced from 27 exons. Gene Ontology annotation, cellular component: nucleus; cell cortex.